Messenger RNA from Orycteropus afer afer, 1291 nucleotides. It is a transcript of the gene STK32A, whose product is annotated as serine/threonine kinase 32A. Gene Ontology annotation, molecular function: G protein-coupled receptor kinase activity; ATP binding; G protein-coupled receptor binding. Gene Ontology annotation, biological process: protein phosphorylation; G protein-coupled receptor signaling pathway; regulation of signal transduction. Lineage: Eukaryota; Metazoa; Chordata; Mammalia; Tubulidentata; Orycteropodidae. The record is from RefSeq and is a predicted model, not a curated record.
CUAGGUACCUAGCUAAUGUAUUGGGACCUCUUUUGAAAAACAAUGAGUCCUCCUGCCAGGAUAAUGUAACGGGAGGGUCCAGGUCCAGGCAGACUUGACCAUGGGAGCCAACACUUCAAGCAAACCACCAGUGUUUGAUGAAAAUGAGGAUGUCAACUUUGACCACUUUGAAAUUUUGCGAGCCAUUGGGAAAGGCAGUUUUGGGAAGGUCUGCAUUGUACAGAAGAAUGACACCAAGAAAAUGUAUGCAAUGAAGUACAUGAACAAACAAAAGUGUGUGGAGCGCAACGAAGUGAGGAACGUUUUCAAGGAACUCCAGAUCAUGCAGGGUCUGGAGCAUCCUUUCCUGGUUAAUUUGUGGUAUUCCUUCCAAGAUGAGGAAGACAUGUUCAUGGUGGUAGACCUCUUGCUGGGUGGCGACCUGCGUUAUCACCUGCAGCAGAAUGUUCGCUUCCAGGAAGACACUGUGAAGCUCUUCAUCUGUGAGCUUGCCAUGGCCCUGGACUACCUGCAGAGCCAACGCAUCAUUCAUAGGGAUAUGAAGCCUGACAAUAUCUUACUUGAUGAACAUGGGCAUGUGCAUAUCACAGACUUCAACAUCGCAGCAGUGCUGCCCAGGGAGAUGCGGAUCACCACCAUGGCUGGCACCAAGCCUUACAUGGCACCUGAGAUGUUCAAUUCCAGAAGAGAAACUGGCUAUUCCUUUGCCAUUGACUGGUGGUCCCUGGGUGUGACAGCAUAUGAGCUGCUAAGAGGCCGGAGACCAUAUCAUAUUCGCUCCAGUACUUCUAGCAAGGAAAUAGUGCACAUGUUCGAGACUGCUAUUGUAACUUACCCUUCUGCCUGGUCACAGGAAAUGAUAUCGCUUCUUAAAAAGUUACUUGAGCCCAAUCCAGACCAACGAUUUUCUCACUUGUCUGAUGUUCAGAACUUUCCAUAUAUGAAUGAUAUGAACUGGGAUGCAGUUUUUCAGAAGAGGCUCAUUCCAGGUUUUAUUCCUAAUAAAGGCAGGCUGAAUUGUGACCCCACCUUUGAACUUGAAGAAAUGAUUUUGGAGUCCAAACCUCUUCACAAGAAAAAGAAGCGUCUAGCAAAGAAGGAGAAGGAGAUGAGGAAAUGUGACUCUUCCCAGACAUGCCUUCUUCAAGAGCACCUUGAAAAUGUCCAGAAGGAGUUCAUCAUUUUCAACAGAGAAAAAGUAAAAAGGGACUUUAUCCAAAGGCAAGCAAAUCUAGUCUUGGAACAAACCAAAGACCCACAAGAGGAGGAUGGACAGAAUAACAACCUGUGA